AUGAAUCCAAAUAAGAGUUGCCACUCCGAAGCCACUGGUGUUUCAACCAUCAAAGUCGGGGAGCAACUCAACAGCACUUCUCAGCUCGUUUCCCCCAGUAACAUGUUCACAUUAGGGUUCUUCAACUUUUCCCACACAAACGACACUUAUUUAGGAAUUUGGUACACCAAUCAAUCCACAAAAGUAUGGGUAGCCAACCCAUCCACACCCAUCAUUUCCCGCUCUAGUGUCCUCAGGAUCAAUCCUGCCACAGGGAAACUGAUCAUCGCCACCGGUGAUACAACCUUUGUAAAUAUCUCCGAUAAUCAAUUUACUCCUGGGUCUAGUUUGACUGCAACUCUUGAAGACACUGGUAAUUUCCAACUGAAGAACGAAACUGACAACCAGACUCUGUGGCAGAGUUUUGAUCAUCCAACAAAUGUUCUUCUACCAGGUAUGAAACUCGGGGCAAACCUUAGAAAAGAACAGAGCUGGAACUUAACUUCUUGGUUGUACGAUGAUAUCACUCCUGGUACUUUUACUUUGAGCUGGGAAGCCAUUGAUGAAGCAUCUCAGAGAUUUAUUAUUCGAAGACCUACUGGACAAGUGGGAAUCUAA
This is a messenger RNA of Lactuca saligna, 597 nucleotides long. Lineage: Eukaryota; Viridiplantae; Streptophyta; Magnoliopsida; Asterales; Asteraceae. The record is from the annotation of a GenBank genome assembly.